This is a messenger RNA of Racocetra persica, 2216 nucleotides long. NCBI's taxonomy places the organism in Eukaryota, Fungi, Glomeromycota, Glomeromycetes, Diversisporales, Gigasporaceae. The record is from the annotation of a GenBank genome assembly.
AUGAAUUCAAAGAGACCUUUAAAGCCAUUUGCUUUCGGAUUUUCGCAGGGCUCAGCAGCCAAGUCCAAAUCAUUGCUUGAUCCGGAAGAACAAGCCGAAACUCAUAAAAAGCCAACGGCAUUGGAUUACUUUUCCGAUGAAGAUUCCCAACCAAAAAAACGAAAACUUGUAAAACUAGACGAGGACUUAGAGGAAGACUUUGAUAAACAUGAUGGAGCAAGUAAUUUAUCCAACGUUAAUGAAGAUUAUGUUGGUGAUCUAGAAGACGAUAGACCUCCACCUCCUCGGACUUCAACCGGAAUUCGAGGAUUUGUGCCUCAGGGCUUUAGUUUUAACAAGAAUGUCACUAAUAUUCAUGAGAAUAUGCCUGAUAAUAAACUGGAUGUGCAAAAUGACGAUGAAAUUGACGAUCCUCUCGAUGCUUUUAUGCUUGAUAUUGAUAGCCAAGUUCAAAAAGAAAGUCAAAGCAAAUCUAUACAAGAAAAAAUUCGUAGAGAUGAUAUUGAAGAUGAAGAUUUUGUUGAAAGUUAUGUAAAUCAUAUGAAGAAAAAAGGAAUUGAAGUCGGUAAAAGUCAACGACCAAUUGAAAAGGAUGAGAAUGUGAAUUCGGAUGAGGAAGUAUAUGCUACUGCGAAGGCUAUUGAUGCACAACUUGAAUACGACUCUGAUGAUAAUCCAGUUGUGGAACAAAAGCGCAAAGACAUCGAACCACUCCCAGCCGUUGAUCAUUCUCAAAUUGAAUAUCCAGAAAUUGAGAAAUUUUUUUAUGAAGAACAUCCAGAUAUUGCCGAGUUAUCCGAUGAACGUGUCAAGGAAAUACGUCGAGAACUUGAUAUGCAUGUAUCUGGUGCUGAUGUAGCAAAGCCUUGCAUUUCCUUUGCACACUUUGGGUUUGACGAGGCUUUACUGAACGUUAUUAUUAAACAUGGAUAUUCUGAACCAACGGGAAUUCAAAAGCAGGCAGUACCCGUUGCAAUGUCCGGUAGAGACAUUAUUGGUAUUGCAAAAACAGGCUCCGGUAAAACUGCCGCUUUUAUUUGGCCCAUGUUGAUACAUAUCAUGGAUCAAGAAGAAUUACAAAAAGGCGAAGGGCCAAUUGGUUUAAUAUUAGCGCCGACAAGGGAAUUGGCAAGCCAGAUAUACAUUGAAGCCAAAAAAUUUGCAAAGAGUUACGGUCUGAGAGUUGCAGCAGUUUAUGGAGGUGCUUCGAAAAUGGAUCAAUUCAAAGAACUCCGACCUGGUGGAAUAGAGAUACUAGUGGGUACCCCGGGAAGACUUAUUGAUAUGGUCAAAAUGAAAGCGACGAAUUUUCGACGAGUUAGCUUCUUAGUCCUUGAUGAAGCUGACCGAAUGUUUGAUCUUGGCUUUGAACCGCAAGUCCGUUCCAUUUGUGACAAUAUUAGACCAGAUAGGCAAACGUUAUUGUUUAGUGCUACAUUCCCCCAAAAAGUUGAGAUUCUAGCUCGCGAAGUGACCACUGAACCAGUAAGGAUUUCCAUUGGUAGCGUUGGCCAGGCGAAUACUGAUAUCACGCAAAGGAUAGAAAUUUUGACUGAUGACGGAUACAAGUGGGGUUGGUUAAUGAGCCAUUUAGCAUCAUUUUGUGUUGAGGGUAGUGUUCUCAUUUUUGUCAGUCGCAAAGAUGGCGUUGAAGCGUUGUCAAGCAAUUUAAAUCAAGUCGGUUAUGAAUGUGGAGCAUUACAUGGCGAUAUGAUGCAGGUCGAUCGUGACAAAGUAUUGAAAGAUUUUAAAAAUAAUAAAUUUCCAAUCAUGGUUGCGACUGAUGUAGCUGCAAGGGGGCUUGAUAUAAAGGCUGUCAAAACCGUCGUCAAUUAUGAUAUCGCACGUGACAUAGAUUCACAUGUACAUCGGAUUGGUAGAACAGGCCGAGCGGGAGAGAAAGGUACCGCUUAUACACUUAUCACCCAAAAAGAAGAUAAAUUUGCUGGGGACCUAGUGAGAAACUUAGAAGCAUCAGGUCAACAGGUCCCUGACAAUCUGAUGAACUUAGCGUUGCAGAACUCGAGAUUCAGGAAAUCACGAAGCAUGAUACGUAGAGGGCGUGGUAGAUCCGGUGGGCGGGGUCGUGGUUACGGAAGAGGUCGUGGUAGAGGUCGUGGGUCAAUUGGUUCUAAUUCAAAUGCAAUACCACUUAGAGGAAGAGCAGGCAUUGGAAGUGCAGGUGCACAGAUACCUCCACCUCCACAACUUGAUUA